CGGAGUCCCGCCCCUGGCUCUCGCAGGCGUCGCGGUCCUUUGACGCCAGAGGGGGGCGUGCCGGCGCGACCCACUACGUCGCCGCGCGGAUAAUGGCGACUGCAGCAGCCUGAGCGGGGGGACUUCGUGCUCCAGUAAUUUCCUGUUGUGGCGGGAGGAAGCUGGGGUGCCUCCGGAGCUGGCGGCUGCAGUGCCGGCGCGCCUGCGCGCUUCCGCCUCGUCCUGGCCCAAGCGGUGGCGUCAAGGCCCCGCCGAGCCCGCCAGAGUCGUCUUGGCCUCUUCACUUUUCUGAGCAGUGUCCCUGGGACCAGGUCAGAAACAUGAGUGGCAACAACUUAAGCGGGAACGACGAGUUUGAUGAGCAGUUGCGACUGCAAGAAUUGUACGGAGACCCCAAGGACGGUGACACCCAGAAUGACCCGUCUGGAGAAACCGAUUCUUUGGGACAGCCGCCCGAUGACACUCCCUACGAGUGGGACCUUGAUAAGAAGGCUUGGUUUCCUAAGAUCACCGAAGAUUUCAUUGCUACGUAUCAGGCUAAUUACGGCUUUUCUAGUGAUGGCGCAUCUAGUUCUACUGCAAAUGUCCAGGACACCAACAUGAAGACUGUAGAAGAACCUCCACAAAGAGAAAUCCCCGAAGCCACUGACUCCAAAAAGAGGGGAGAAAAGAGAAAGGCUGAUUCAGGAUGGUUCCAUGUCGAAGAAGACAGAAAUACAAAUGUAUAUGUGUCAGGUCUGCCUCCAGACAUCACAGUGGAUGAAUUCAUACAGCUUAUGUCCAAAUUUGGCAUUAUUAUGAGAGAUCCUCAGACAGAAGAAUUUAAGGUCAAACUUUACAAAGAUAAUGAAGGAAAUCUUAAAGGAGAUGGGCUUUGCUGCUAUCUAAAGAAAGAAUCUGUGGAACUUGCAUUAAAACUUUUGGAUGAAGAUGAAAUUAGAGGCUACAAGUUGCAUGUGGAGGUGGCAAAGUUCCAGCUGAAGGGCGAGUAUGAUGCCUCAAAAAAGAAGAAGAAGUGUAAAGAUUAUAAGAAGAAACUGUCUCUGCAACAGAAGCAGUUGGAUUGGAGACCUGAGAGGAGAGCUGGACCAUCCCGGAUGCGACAUGAACGAGUUGUCAUCAUCAAAAAUAUGUUUCACCCCACAGAUUUUGAGGAUGAUCCAUUGGUUCUGAAUGAGAUCAGAGAAGACCUUCGAGUAGAAUGUUCCAAGUUUGGACAGAUUAGGAAGCUCCUUCUGUUUGAUAGGCACCCAGAUGGUGUGGCCUCUGUGUCCUUCAGGGAACCAGAGGAGGCUGAUUAUUGUAUUCAGACUCUUGAUGGAAGGUGGUUUGGUGGCCGUCAAAUCACUGCUCAAGCCUGGGAUGGGACUACAGAUUACCAGGUAGAGGAGACAUCAAGAGAAAGAGAGGAAAGGCUGAGAGGCUGGGAGGCAUUCCUCAAUGCUCCUGAGGCCAACAGAGGCCUCCAGCGCAUGGAUUCCGUCUGUGCUUCAGAAAAGGCAGGGCCUUCCAGAGGAAGGCAUUUUUCAGAGCAUCUGAGCAUGUCUAACACAGAUGCUCAGGAAGCUAUAACUGGAAUGGCAUUUGGAGAAACUAUCGAUGAAAAUAAGUUUGAAAAGGCAGAUGAAAAUAAGUUUGAAAAGGCAGAUGAAAAUAAGUUUGAAAAGGCAGAAGAUGGAGGAGAAUUUGAAGGAAAUGCUUCUGAAAAAGAUGCUAAAGAAAGUGAGUCUGAUGAAGAUGACCCUGAGAGAGAGAAUGAAGAGGGCUGCCCAAAGAGAGAGAGUGAAGAAGGCUUCCCUGAGAGUGAGCUUGAAGAGGGUAAUCCUAAAAAGGAGUCUCAAGGGUGUGGUCCUGAAAGAGAAUCUAAGAAGAAAGGCAAAGAUAAUUAUGAAAAGAAUGGCCUUGCCAAAGGGUCUGAAGACAGUGACCAUAGCAGAGAGUCUGAAGGGGCAGACAGCUUCAAGAAAGAGUCAGAAGAUGAUGACUCAGCAUCUGAGGAAGACUGCUUAGAGAAGCAGUCUGAAGAUGGUUCUGACAAAGACUUAGAAGAAAAUGGUGUUAAAAAAGCUUUCGACCAGGAUGCCUCUGACAAGGAGUCUCCUGAAAAUGUCGAGAAAGAAUCAGAAGAAAAUGAUAGUGACAAAUCGGAAUUUGAAGAAGGCUCUGAGAGAGUGUUAGAUGAUGAAGGCUCUGAGAGAGAGUUUGAUGAAGACGUGGAUGAAAAGGAGGAGGAAGACGAAGAGGAAGCAGUCGUAUAUGAAAGGGUUUUUGAGGAUGAGUCUGACGAGAAUGAUGACUACUUAGAAGCAGAUGAGGAGUGUGGGGAUGCUGAUGACAAUGAGGAAGAUGACAUAGAUGAGAAGCUCUUCGAUGACUCUGAUGAAAAGGAAGAGGAAGAAGAUACGGAUGUAAAGAAAGAUGAAGAUACCAAUGACAAGCUGUUUGAAGAUACUUCCAAUGAGAAGUUUUUUGAUGACGAAGAAGGUCUUAAUGAGAAGUUGUUUGAUGAUUCUGAUGAGAGAGGGACUGUGGGGGAUGUGAAGGAAGACGGGUCUCAGUCCACAGACAGCAGCUUUGCCCUCAGUAGUGAUGAGGAUGAUGAGAUUUAAUCCUUUCCACUUGCUUUUUAGGGAGAGCUCUGUGUCUCUAUUUGCCUGUGCUUCAGGGUCAGUAGUAGUGUUACAUCAACAUGUGCAUAGGGGUAGGAUGCCAUCAGACUAACGUCUCGAAGGUUUCUGUUCUCACCUGUACCAUUGCAUUUAAAUAUGUUUAUUGGCUCUUCAGGUAAAACUUCAUAGUUCAAUGCAGGUAAACUGGAUACCUGUUUUCUGCUGGAUUUAUUAAAUGCAUGCAAGAGAAUAUUUUUAAAGUAUCCGAAUUGGAGUUUGUGAUAAUCAGAAAUAAAGGUGAAUUGAUAA
Messenger RNA from Microtus oregoni (creeping vole), 2918 nucleotides. Its product is annotated as HIV Tat-specific factor 1 homolog. The record is from RefSeq and is a predicted model, not a curated record. Gene Ontology annotation, molecular function: RNA binding. Gene Ontology annotation, biological process: mRNA splicing, via spliceosome. The transcript is spliced from 10 exons. Lineage: Eukaryota; Metazoa; Chordata; Mammalia; Rodentia; Cricetidae. Bases 321 to 2609 code for a protein of 762 amino acids. Gene Ontology annotation, cellular component: U2 snRNP; U2-type spliceosomal complex.